AUGGGGUCCGGUAAGCUCAAGAAGAGCUGCCUUCAUAAACGAAAUCAAAGCCUAACAAACCAAAUAGCCCUUGGAGCUUACGAGUUCCUCCUUCUCGUUUUUAGAACGGCCUCAGCUCACGGAUUAAGUCAUAUUGCGGCAAGGAAGAGAAGUCCCAUGGAAAUUAUUGUCUGGAUACUGGCUGUGUUGGUUGGAAUUUCGGGAGCUGCACAUUUAUGCCAGUCAACAUGGGAGCGGUACCAGAGCAGCCCUACGGUAAUUUCUUUGGAAAGGAAUUACUUGGAUUGGAACACCACCUUUCCAGCUUCCACAGUUUGCCCUCUGAAGAAACUUGAAGAUUCUAGAAUCAAUAAAUUAGCAAGAGAAAUUUAUUGGAAAAAUAAUAGUUGGAACACAUUUCCUUUGGUAAACGCUUUUAAGGGAAAUCCAUUGGAAGGUGAUAUUUUUGUAGCUAUGAUGGAAAUGAAUAGCGAUUUGCAGGUGUUUAUUCACAGUCCUCAAGAAAUUCCAGAGUCUGCCAGCAAGUGGUUUCUUUCAGCUCAAAAGCAUUAUUUGGCCCUGGAGUUUGAAGCUCUGGCUAUUUACUCGACAGAGAACACUAGAGAACUGUCGGUAAAGCAGAGGAAGUGCAGGUUCCUAGACGAAUCCAACCUGGAAACGAGUCCAGUAUAUUCUUAUAAUAUGUGUAGGUCAGAAUGCAGGAUGCGGCUAGCUUUCAAAUUGUGCAGCUGUGUGCCGUAUUUUUAUAGAAACAUAGGAAAAUACAGAAUUUGUGACGUCGCUGGAAUGCGCUGUUUGUCGCAGUAUAAAGAGCGAUUGAUUCAAUUAAGGGAUUCUGUUGGAAACAAACACAGAUGUGAUUGCUACCCGACUUGCAACGAAAUAAACUAUAUUAUACAAACUGAUAGUUCAAUAGAAUGGCUACUAGGAACAAAUUUUAAAUACACUCUUAUUAAAUAUCCUCGAAGUCGGUUGAAGAGAGACAUAGUUUUUGGUGCUUCAGAUUUACUAGUUCAGUUUGGAGGAACAGUUGGCCUCUGUUUAGGAUGCAGCAUACUUAGCAUUGUGGAAAUAUUUUAUUUUUUUACGCUUCGUUUGUAUCUUUUCAUAAUGGAUAAAACAAACCACCAUUGACCGGUAGUUAAUUUUGAUUCAAAUCUCUGAAUGGAAUUACUCAUAAAGAUUUGAAAUCAUCUUCAACAGCAAUAUAAAGAAUACAUUGUUUUAAUUCAUAUGCCUUUUCAGCUUCUUG
This is a messenger RNA of Nezara viridula (southern green stink bug), 1252 nucleotides long. The record is from the annotation of a GenBank genome assembly. NCBI's taxonomy places the organism in Eukaryota, Metazoa, Arthropoda, Insecta, Hemiptera, Pentatomidae.